Coniosporium apollinis CBS 100218 is the source of this 1746-nucleotide messenger RNA. RefSeq lists its product as uncharacterized. Bases 1 to 1746 code for a protein of 581 amino acids. The record is from RefSeq and is a predicted model, not a curated record. The transcript is spliced from 2 exons. Lineage: Eukaryota; Fungi; Ascomycota; Dothideomycetes. Gene Ontology annotation, cellular component: dynactin complex.
AUGGCACAGCAAUUCCCAUACACCUAUUACGCCUGUUGCAUCAACGCAUCUUCAUCAGCUUCACUAGUACAGAAACGCUCGUCCCACACAACGACAGCAGACGAAGAAGACGAGGACCGUACCUUCGACCCGCGCUCACCGCGCGCAAACUAUUCCCUGUACCCGCUCGAGCAUCUCCUCUACUGCGACGACUGCCAACAGAUCCGCUGUCCGCGAUGCUAUACGGAGGAGAUAGUGGCUUGGUACUGCCCGAGCUGUCUGUUUGAUGUGCCAAAUACUCAGGUCCGGACUGAAGGGAACAGGUGCCAGAGGAAUUGUUACAACUGUCCGAUAUGCACGUCGCCACUUCAAGUUAAUCCAUUGGAACACUCGAGCCACCUUGCGCCGGAGAGUUCAAACGGCGCGUCAUACUUUCUGGGUUGUCCAUACUGCAACUGGAGCUCCCUAGACAUUGGAGUCGAGUUCGCGAAGCAUACCGGUAUCACAGCUCAGCUCGCGAAGCUCAAGACCGCCAGACAGAGCCAAGCAAAAAAAGAGCGAGAAGAACGAGCAGAGAACACGGACAGCAACGAUAAUAACGCCUUAAACGAACGUCCAACCCGCGACGACCUCUUCAGCAACCUCAAAUCCUUCUACAAAGACGCUCUCUCCUCCGCCAACCCCGUCAACCCCCUCAGCUUCGAUCCGACCCUCUACAACUCGCCCCCCUCCGUCACGCGCCUCAUGAAUCUCUACGCCCCUCCCAGCGUCAAACGCGCCAAAGCCGCCAAACCAACCCCCAUGCGUGAAGCGCACAGCACCUCCGAAGGUCUGCUCCCCCUCUCGCCCGUCGACGAAGACAUGAGCAUCGCGCGCAUGGCGCAGGCCGGGUGGGACAGCCUCAGCAGCACCGCUCAGCGCUCGCAGCAACAACAUCCAACGACCAAGUUCGUGCAGGACCUCUGGCCCGCACAGACGCGCCUCCUCACACGCCGCGCAAAACGCUGCGCAACAUGCCGGCACAUCCUCACAAAGCCAGACUCCAAGAUUAGCUCCACACGGUACCGGAUCCGCAUCCUCGCGCUCGACAAAGUACCGCGCCUCUCUAUCCGCGCCCUAUCCGCCCUACAUACGCCGCACCCGUCCUUCCCUAUCAGCGUCUCCAGCACCGCCGCCACCGCCCCGCGCUUCGAGUACGAGAACCUACGGCCGGGCGUAAUGGUGCAGUUUCUAUUGACGCUGCACAACCCGCUCUUCGAGCCGAUAAGGGUGACGCUCGGCACCCCGGCCGUGACGCCGGGGAAGCUGGCGAGCAGGGUGACGGUGCUGUGUCCACAGUUCGAGGUCGGUGCCAACACCGACGUGUGGGACGAGGCGCUCAACUCCUCCACCACUCUCAGCAGCAAGGGCAAGAUGCAGCCCGGCGACGGCCCUGUGCAGGCCGAAGCGGGAAAAGUGUGGGAACGCGGGCGGAACUGGACCAGUGUUGUGGUCGAGAUCGUUCCCGGGUUCCCGGGCGGGGCGCCGACCGGAAUCGUGCCGAGGACGGCUGAGGAGGAGGAGGAGCUUGAUGAGGAGGAUACGGUGGUCGAGGUCCCGGUGUUUGUUAGGUUUGAGUAUGAGUAUGAGCAUCCUGAUGCUGCUGUGUUUGAGAAGAUGAGGGAGGAGGAAGGGGCGAGGGUGAAGGAGGUGCCGGAGAUGGGGAGGCAGACGAGGGAGGUGGCGUUUUGGACUGUGUUGGGGGUAGGGAGGGUGGCUGGUAGGUGA